Molecule: messenger RNA, 280 nt
Organism: Xenopus laevis (African clawed frog)
Lineage: Eukaryota; Metazoa; Chordata; Amphibia; Anura; Pipidae
Product: gamma-crystallin-4-like
Exons: 1
Coding region: 13-270 (85 amino acids)
Source: RefSeq, a predicted model, not a curated record
GGCCAAUACAAAAUGAGAAUCUAUGAAAGAGGAGACUUCCAAGGGCAGAUGAUGGAGUUCUUUGAUGACUGCCCCAAUACUUAUGAUCGAUUCCGUUUCCAGGACAUUCACUCCUGCAAUGUGUCUGAUGGCCACUGGAUGUUCUAUGAGGAACCCAACUAUAGGGGACGCCAGUAUUACCUGAGAUCUGGAGAAUACAGGAGAUAUAAUGACUGGGGAGCCUCAAGCGCCAGAAUUGGCUCAUUCAGAAGAGUUCAUCACAAAUUUUAAAUCCAGUCAA